UCGUCUCCGCCGUCUCCGCCCCGCCCCCGGCUGCCUCGGAAACGCGGUGCGGACCGCGCCAGCGGGAGGGGCGGCCUCGCGCGUGUUUCCGCUCAGAGGGCGGAAGUGCGCCCCCAGAACUCGGCCUCGGACCAGCCAGCAACAUGGUGGCAUCCGCGCUGGAGGCGUCUCACGUAUUUUGCUGCCCCAACCGGGUGCGGGGAGCCCUGAGCUGGAACUCGGGGCCCGGAGGACUUCUGGCCUUCGGCACCUCCUGCUCCGUGGUGCUCUACGACCCGCGGAAAAGGGUUGUCAUUACCAACCUGAAUGGUCACACUGCUCGAGUCAAUUGCGUACAGUGGAUCUGUAAACAGGAUGGCUCUCCUUCUACUGAAUUAGUUUCUGGAGGAUCUGAUAAUCAAGUGAUUCACUGGGAAAUAGAGAAUAAUCAGCUUUUAAAAGCGGUUCCUCUCUACGGCCAUGAAGGACCUGUUUAUGCAGUGCAUGCUGUCUACCAGAGAAGGGCAUCGGAUGCUACAUUGCAGACACUGAUGGUUUCUGCAGCUUCAGAUUCCACUGUUAGAGUCUGGUCUAAAGAGGGUUCAGCUGUAACCUGCCUUCAGACCUUGAGCUUUGGAAACGGAUUCACUCUGGCUCUCUGCUUAUCUUUUUUGCCUAAUACUGAUGUACCAAUACUAGCAUGUGGCGAUGAUGACUGCAAAAUCCACUUAUUUGUUCAACAGAAUGAUCAGUUUCAGAAAGUGCUUUUUCUCUCUGGACAUGAGGAUUGGAUAAGAGGCGUGGAGUGGGCAGUCUUUGGUAAAGAUCUUUUCCUAGCAAGCUGUUCACAAGAUUGUCUGAUACGAAUAUGGAAGAUGUAUAUAAAAUCAACAUCAUUAGAAAAUCAGGAUGAUGAUAAUAUAAGACUGAAGGAAAAUACUUUCACUGUAGAAAAUGAAAGUAUUAAAAUGGCAUUUGCGGUUACUCUGGAGACCGUGCUGGCUGGUCAUGAAAGCUGGGUGAAUGCAGUUCAUUGGCAGCCUUCAUUUUACAAAGAUGGUGUUCUACAGCAGCCAAUGAGAUUAUUGUCUGCCUCAAUGGAUAAAACCAUGAUUCUCUGGGCUCCAGAUGAAGAGUCGGGAGUUUGGCUAGAACAGGUUCGAGUAGGGGAAGUCGGUGGAAAUACUCUGGGAUUCUAUGAUUGCCAGUUCAAUGAAGAUGGCUCUCUGAUCAUCGCUCAUGCUUUCCAUGGAGCAUUGCACCUGUGGAAACAGAAUGCAGCUAACCCAGUAAGAAAAGCACUUGAAACUCAGAGAGAGUGGACUCCAGAGAUUGUCAUUUCAGGACACUUUGAUGGUGUCCAAGAUCUAAUGUGGGAUCCAGAAGGAGAAUUUAUCAUCACUGUUGGUACUGACCAGACAACUCGACUUUUUGCUCCAUGGAAUAGAAAAGAUCAAUCACAGGUGACUUGGCAUGAAAUUGCACGGCCUCAGAUACAUGGAUAUGACCUGAAAUGUUUGGCAAUGAUUAAUCGGUUUCAGUUUGUAUCUGGAGCAGAUGAAAAAGUUCUUCGAGUAUUUUCUGCACCUCGGAAUUUUGUGAAAAACUUUUGUGCCAUUACAGGCCAAUCACUGAAUCGUGUACUUUGUAAUCAAGAUGGUGAUCUUCCAGAAGGAGCUACUGUCCCCGCUUUGGGAUUAUCAAAUAAAGCUGUCUUUCAAGGAGAUAUAGCUCCCCAGCCCUCUGAUGAAGAAGAGCUGUUAACUAGGGCAGGUUUUGAGACUCAUCAGAUGGCCUUUCAACCCUCCGUACUUUCUGAACCUCCCACUGAGGAUCAACUUUUGCAGAAUACAUUGUGGCCUGAAGUUCAAAAACUAUAUGGACAUGGUUACGAGUUGUUUUGUGUUGCUUGUAAUAAUUCAAAGACUCUGCUUGCCUCAGCUUGUAAGGCAGCUAAGAAAGAGCAUGCAGCCAUCAUUCUUUGGAACACCUCAUCUUGGAAACAGGUGCAGAAUCUGAUUUUCCACAGCCUGACUGUCACACAGAUGGCCUUCUCACCUAAUGACAAGUUCUUACUAGCUGUUUCCAGAGAUCGGACCUGGUCACUAUGGCGAAGGCAGGACACAUUCUCACCUGACUUAGACCCAAUUUUCAGUCUCUUUGCCUUCACCAACAAAGUCACUGCUGUGCACAGUAGAAUUAUUUGGUCUUGUGAUUGGAGUCCUGACAGCAAGUUUUUCUUCACUGGAAGCCGAGACAAAAAGGUGGUUGUCUGGGGUGAGUGCGACUCCAGCGAUGAUGCCAUCGAGCACAGCAUCGGCCCCUGCUCCUCCGUCCUGGACGUGGGUGGGUCUGUGACAGCCGUCAGCGUCUGCCCGGUGCUUAACCUGUCCCAACGAUACGUGGUUGCAGUAGGGUUAGAGUGUGGAAGGAUUUGUUUAUACACCUGGAAAAAGACUAACCAAGUUCCAGAAGUAAAUGACUGGGCCCCCUGUGUGGAAACAAGCCAGAGCCAAAGCCAUACACUUGCUAUCAAAAAAUUAUGCUGGAAGAAUUGUAAUGGAAAAACUGAGGAGAAUGAAGCAGAAGGCCCUGAGUGGUUACAUUUUGCAAGUUGUGGUGAAGAUCAUACUGUGAAGAUAUACAAAGUAAACAGAGGUGCACUGUAAUGGACUUAAUAACUACAAGCAUAUAAUCAUUAGUGUCUUAACAUUUUUAAAUCAUGUAAAUGGAUAAUCUGUCUUCAUAAUUUCAUUGAGUUUCAUUUGUAAGUCCUAUAGGAGUAUAUUAAUUUGUAUCACAGACCUUUUGAAAUCUGAUGAAAGCUUCAGACUCUAUUCAAAAUUGUUUUAUAUACAGACACCCUCAGGACCUUGCCCAUUCCUUCCGGGAUUCAGACCUGCAUCCAUGUUUCAGAUAAGAACUCUGUUCUUUCUUCAUGACUGAACUUGCCUUUCUCUUUUUAUAUGCCCCUAUUUGGGACAUAUCAUUAAUUAUCUUCUUCAGAGGGAGGACAUAGAAAAUAAAAAAGAGAUUAAAGCUAGA
This is a messenger RNA of Myotis myotis, 3024 nucleotides long. RefSeq names its product elongator acetyltransferase complex subunit 2 (gene ELP2). Gene Ontology annotation, biological process: tRNA wobble uridine modification. The transcript has 22 exons. The coding region runs from base 144 to 2648 and encodes 834 amino acids. Gene Ontology annotation, cellular component: elongator holoenzyme complex. Gene Ontology annotation, molecular function: protein binding. The record is from RefSeq and is a predicted model, not a curated record. NCBI's taxonomy places the organism in Eukaryota, Metazoa, Chordata, Mammalia, Chiroptera, Vespertilionidae.